UGCCAGGAGGGCAGAAGAGAAGCCGCCAGUGCCUGUUUUUUGACUUAGCAUCUUCAGAUUUUACUGUGGUAUAUUUUGUCAUUAUGAGAUGUCGUCUACCAGUGCUUCAUUUGUGCAGAUUAGAUUUGAUGACUUGCAGUUUUUUGAAAACUGCGGCGGAGGGAGUUUUGGAAGUGUCUAUCGAGCCCGAUGGAUUUCUCAGGACAAGGAGGUGGCUGUAAAAAAGCUGCUCAAAAUAGAAAAAGAGGCAGAAAUACUCAGUGUGCUCAGUCACAAAAACAUCAUUCAGUUCUAUGGAGCUGUCAUUGAACCUCCAAAUUAUGGCAUUGUUACAGAAUAUGCUUCUGCUGGCUCACUGUUUGAUUACAUUAAUAGUAACAAAAGUGAAGAGAUGGAUAUGGAUCAUAUCAUGACGUGGGCAACAGAUAUAGCUAAAGGAAUGCACUACUUACAUAUGGAAGCUCCAGUUAAAGUAAUCCACAGAGACCUGAAGUCCAGGAAUGUUGUUAUAGCUGCUGAUGGCGUUUUAAAGAUCUGUGAUUUUGGUGCCUCAAGGUUCCACUCCCAUACAACACACAUGUCAUUAGUUGGUACCUUCCCAUGGAUGGCCCCUGAAGUUAUCCAGAGUCUUCCAGUGUCUGAAACAUGUGACACAUAUUCAUAUGGAGUGGUUCUCUGGGAGAUGCUAACAAGGGAGGUCCCCUUUAAAGGCUUGGAAGGAUUACAAGUAGCUUGGCUUGUAGUGGAAAAAAACGAGAGAUUAACCAUUCCAAGCAGUUGUCCCAGAAGUUUUGCAGAACUGAUGCACCAAUGUUGGGAAGCUGAUUCAAAGAAAAGGCCGUCUUUCAAGCAGAUCAUUUCAAUUCUGGAAUCGAUGUCAAAUGACAGGAAUCUUCCAGACCAAUGUAACUCAUUCCUGCAUAACAAGGCAGAGUGGAGAUGUGAAAUUGAGGCAACCUUAGAGAGACUAAAGAAACUGGAGCGUGAUCUGAGCUUUAAAGAGCAGGAACUAAAGGAACGAGAGCGACGUUUGAGGAUGUGGGAGCAGAAGUUAACCGAACAGUCCAACACUCCUUUUUUCUUACCUCUUGCUGCAAGAAUGUCUGAGGAGUCUUACUUUGAAUCUAAAACAGAGGAGUCAAACAGUGCAGAGAUGUCAUGUCAGAUCACAGCCACAAGUAACGGGGAGGUAGCUGGCAUGAACCAAAGUCUGAAGGCCUUGAUGAUGACGGGCUUUGGGGAUAUCUUCUCUCUGAACAAAGCAGGAUCUGUCCUGCAUUCUGGAAUGCAGAUAAACAUGCAAGCCAAAAAGAAUUCUUCUAAAACCACCUCUAUGAGAAAAGGAAAGAAAAUCAACAUGGCUUUGGGUUUCAGUGAAUUCGACUGGUCAGAUGACGAUGAUGAUGAUGAUGAUGAUUAUUUUGAUGACACAGAUGAUAGCAGCGAAUGAAAUCAGUUACAGAAUUAAAUCUGAAAUCGUUUUUUGCAAAGCAAAACAAUAAAGCUUUAGAAAAGAAUCCUGUCAGUUUGGUCUGUUUAAAUCCUGUAAAAGAAAAAAAGUGAGUUUUCUAGGCUGAGCAUGUUUGUGUGUAGAAAGACAUAUUGUUUUUGUUUAUAUUGUGUUGACUUAUUUCUACUUUGAUGAAAUUUGGAACUAAACUUUCAAAACUAAUAGAGAUUAUUAUUAUUUUGAGAAGCAUUAUUACAACUAUAAUUCUUGAUGCCUGAUUACAGAAACUAUGGUUUGAUGAAUUUAAGAUAUGAAAACAUUGGGGAAAAUUUUAAUGCUUAUUGUACAUCAAUUUUUUUCUUUGUUUAUGUCAUUUUCCUUACCUCUUUUAUGGUCAAUCAUAUGAAUAUACUUGUACUUCCAGAUUUGCUUUUCCUCUCAAAUCCUUUCUUACUAUUGCAGUGAAGGGGUUUGCUGUGCUUGUAAUUUAAGGUCCUUUUUAAGGCAGCUUUGUGGAAUAUCACAAAUUUGUUUCUAGGAAAAAAUGAAGCUUGGUUGAGAGAAAUAGAGGGGUUAGUUAAAUAUACAAUUUAAAAACUGAAUAGCAGAAUAGUAUAGAUAAUCCCUAUUAGUAGCUGAUUUGUAUAGAUGUUCUCUUUUCUCUUGUGUGUGUGUGUGUGUGCGUGUGUGUAUACAAUUCACUCUAGUAUAGCCAACUGCAAUCAGACCUCUGCAUCUAUUAUCAGUUAUUGUGAUCUAGAAGCUGAUUUUCAGGUUGAUGUAAAUCCAGGAAGCCUCAUUAACUUUGAUGGACUUACUCUUGUACCUGAGAGUAAAAAUCAGUGUCGCGUUAUUUACAGCAGAUUUUGCUUCUGUUGUGUCUCUUAAACCACGUGUGCCAUCCUUGUGAAAAGGGGAAGAGAAGUCACAAAGACAUUUCUGCUCGGGCUCGACUACUGUGACUGAUAUGAAAUUCUCAGUGAUGGUGGUAAUGUGAGGAAUAUUUGCUAGGCUCUUAUUAUCUGUUUGUGCAGCUAAAUCACUUUUAUUGUAUUGCCGCUGCUGUUAUGACUGAUCAUAAAACUCAAUGUGUAACAACCUGCUGCAAUAAUUGCCUGCCAGACACUUGUAUUGAGAGCAGUGAGUACAGUUCUCCUGAUGACCUCUUUAGUGGUGAUGCAGAAGGAGGGAGGGAAACUAGUGCAAACACAAAUGCAAGUUAGAAAGGAAGAUGUUGUAAAAUAUUUGCCCAGUGAAGAAGGGCAGCGUUUCAAAAGAAAAAUGUUACUGUCUAGUUUAGUUAUAGUGGGAAUAAGUAAUCCAAAUUCUGUUCUCAAUUACUGGAGGGGUUUCUUUUAUGAAAACUUGUGUUUUUGAGUGGCUGCUUUAAUUAUAGGCCUGUCUGUUACACAUCUAACCUACAUAUCGUGGUGCGUGUUUUUAUAGAGAGCUUAAGGAGCAAUGGAUACCUUAGAUGACAGCAGGCCUGAAAUCAUUAUGUGUUCAGGCAACAGAAGAGAAAGUUCUUUGAUGGAGUUUCCCUUGAGUGAGGAGUAGACGGAUGCCUCUUUGGGAUGUGAGAAGGAAUGGUUUUAUUCGUACAGCCCAGCACUGGUCUGAUAACCUACAAGGCCAUCACUACUCCUGUUAGGGCUAGCUUACACUGUUCAAUUUUCACAGGAUUCGGCCCUCUAAAUGCUUAAUUUCUGUAGGAUAUCCACAUUCCACCUCCUGCCUAACAGUUGCAAUUGUAAUUUAAAUGAUAUAAUAGGUUUAUUGUAUAUCCCAAGGGGAAACUUACUCCUUCAGUAUAGAUAGUGAUGGCACUGUAGGUCCUCCAAAAUACCCUGAUUUUAGGGAGAAGGAGGAUAUUGAAGAGCAAAGAAUUAAAUGGAAGUUAGAGCAAAUAGGCUAUUUACAGUACAGAUUUCUAUUAUUUUUGUAAGUGUAUGUCUUCUAACACCCACAGCAAUAAUGUUAUUUUUGUAUCUGCCAUGUUAUACCCAGGAAAACUUGAUGGAUUUGUGUGAUCUAAUAUGUGCACUUAAGAUGCUGUUAUUGUGCAUAAAUUAUUGUACUACAUAUCCAGUUUAGUGUUGUACAGCUUUAACUGAGAAUACAUUUGGUUCAAAAUAUUUAAUGUUAAAAAAAAAUUUUGUCCCAGCACAGAUGUUUUGCACUAUUUUAGCAUCUGACACUUUCAAAGCACUUUAUGCACAUUUAUAUUUGUGUAGGUUUUAAUUGAAUUUUUAAAUCUGCUCCUUAAUCUUUACAGAAUGAAAAAUAGUCCUUAACUAGUAUAUGACACAGGGUUUCUUAGCUACAAAAAUACACAUGUGAUUUAUUUCAGCAAAAUAUCAUCAAAAGGUGGUAGCAUGCUCAAGAAUUUCUGCUGGUUAGAAAAAACUUAAAAGUUUUGAUUUUUCCUUUUUUUAGUGAAACAAAAGUAGAAUUUCUCCCUUUCCUUUUUUUCCCCUGUAACUCUUUUUGUCAAACCUAAUUAAGCUGUGUUAAAGAAAAAUUAAAACUCAAAAAAUUUGCCUUCUAUAUUCAAAGUAGUAAAGGUCUCAGAAUUGUAGAAAACCUUAAGGUGAUAACACGAGAAACUCUUCUGAUGCAGUUCUCUUAAGAUAGUGUUAUACUUAGAAUAUAUAUAAUAUAUAUAUAGGAUAUAAUGUUAUACUUAGGCUGUGCUUAUUAAAAAAAAAGAUGCUAUUGAUUCCAUUUUUAUUUUCCUGUGAUGACUUUCGUACCAGAUGUCUCCAGUUUACUAGCCAAAAAUCAUAUAUGAGAAUAAAGAUGUAUUGUUUCUGCUUCUGACAUGCUUCUAACUAGAUAAAGAUUUUGCAAACGGCUCUCUGGUGUGCAGGUGUGUUAGUGUGGAGGAGAUCAGAGAAUUUCAUUUUUCACACUUGAUUUUGCUCUACAGCACUUCUGCCUGUAUCAUCACCAUAAUAUCCAUAUCGGUAAUAGUCAACAGCGGCAUAGCGUUUCAGGUUGUGAAAGUGUUACCCAAAUGCCGUAGGUGUUCCUCUGGCUGCUCUGGGCUGUGAGCGAGGGCACCGAAAGCUUUCCCACGCCUCGUACACCUCUCGGCGUGCUAGUCCCUACCAGCUCUUUUGAGAUUCAAAUUUUCUCUGCCUUCUGUAGAGCUCUGGAAGUAUCUUCAGUAAAAUAGUAUUGCUGCAUAUUACUGAAGAGAAAUUAAGAGCCAGGCUGGAAUUUUUCAUUUUUACCAGGCUGUUGUGCUACCAAUGUUGACUUAAAUAAAUGGACAAAUGCCUGUGGGAAGAAUAGUGAGGACGAUCUUUUGGUUUGCGUAAAGGUGCGAGUUGAGUUGGGACUGAGACAGGAUGUCCUAACUCCUGACUGAUCCUUCAGAACUGGGAGAAAAUGAAGGGGAGGAAUCUGCUGAGUAAAACUUCUCAUUUAGCUGUUUUUGUGACUAUCACAACACUACUUCCUUGGAGUAGCAAGUGUCCUGCCAUAUAGUGGGUAGGUGUGCUGCGUCACCAGGCCAGAUUCAGUUAGAGCUUGACUGGGAAUUUGUCUCCUCUAGAUGGAAAGAAGGACUUCUGAGAGGUGAGAUGUGCGGUGGCUCCUUGUCACACAGUCUCGUUCUUGACUUGUCAUUCGUUUAUCAUUUCAGGAGGUGUGUUAAUGUUGAUUUCCUUUCCAUCUAGAUUUUAAAGCAAUUAUUCUGGGUUAAAUAUUUGAUGCAGUAAUGAUUUAUAUUGCUAUCAGCAGCAGUAAAUCCAUAGUGUUCAUAUAGCUGUUAAGUAUCUAGCAGAGUUAUUGUGUGUCUUUAGUACUGUAGUUCCUUUUUCUGUAAUCAGGCAGCUUUUACAGGUUUUUAAUAAGACCUCUAACUUGACAGAGGUUUUAACUACAGUCCUAUGUAGAAUCCAACGUUCAGGUAGAAAAAUAAGUUCAUUUAAUAAUUUUCACAGCCCUUAAAAUGUCCUGGUAGGAAUCUGGAGGAGAAUGGUUUUUCUUUUCCCCCCAGACUUCAACUUAGAGUACACUGUAAAGUCUGCACAGAGAUUUCUGAUGUGUGAAGAUUUAAUUUUAAAACUGUAGAACCAACAAACUUUAAACAUUUUAUAUUGUGUGCUAAAUAUUCAUAUGCCUCUUAAAAUCAGAUAUAGUCCACUGCAUUUCUUGCUUUUGCACUACUGAAAAAAUUUUGUAUUGAAUAAUAGGAGUCGAUGCUACUUACACUUCAAGUGUGAUCAGAUGAAAUUUGAAUAGAAAAUAUUUUCAGUGUUAGAAAACUUCAUUCUCCCUCUGAAGAAACAAUGCGGAGCAACACCUGUGCCAAAACUCCUGUGCUGUAAACUGAAUAUAUAAUUUGUGUGGAACGUGCAAUGUUACAUUUCUGUGUGGUUAAAACCUUGCAGCGUCAGUUAUUUUCUUUAUUGCACUUGACAUAUGAUGUCUUGUUUUAUUCACACUGUGGAUUUGAUUUUCCAGUGUAAAAACAGAGCAAACAGAUGAAAAGAAACCAUGCAAUGUAUUCAGUUCCUCAGUUGGUGUCAUAAACUUUCUUUUGAUGUGAACUUUUUCCUUUGCUUCUCUUUGUUUUAAACUUCUAUUUUGCAAUAAACAUUUUGACAGUAAA
Rhea pennata is the source of this 6071-nucleotide messenger RNA. RefSeq names its product mitogen-activated protein kinase kinase kinase 20 (gene MAP3K20). The transcript has 12 exons. Gene Ontology annotation, biological process: protein phosphorylation; signal transduction. The record is from RefSeq and is a predicted model, not a curated record. Bases 89 to 1450 code for a protein of 453 amino acids. Gene Ontology annotation, molecular function: ATP binding; protein kinase activity; protein binding. NCBI's taxonomy places the organism in Eukaryota, Metazoa, Chordata, Aves, Rheiformes, Rheidae. Gene Ontology annotation, cellular component: cytoplasm.